This is a messenger RNA of Poecile atricapillus (Black-capped chickadee), 2683 nucleotides long. Its product is annotated as SRSF protein kinase 3-like. The transcript is spliced from 15 exons. Bases 16 to 1797 code for a protein of 593 amino acids. Gene Ontology annotation, molecular function: protein kinase activity; ATP binding. The record is from RefSeq and is a predicted model, not a curated record. Gene Ontology annotation, biological process: regulation of mRNA processing; spliceosomal complex assembly; protein phosphorylation. Lineage: Eukaryota; Metazoa; Chordata; Aves; Passeriformes; Paridae.
GGGUGAUGGCCCAGAAUGCCCCGCACCUGCCCCCCCCUCCCCCUCCCCAGCUCGGGGGGGCUUCCCAGCGCUCCCCUGGGAACAUUCCCGGCUCUUCUGCCGCUCUGGGACCACCCUGGGACCCCUCCCCAGCAUGGGAGAGACCCCCGAAGGGACCAGGUGCCCCCCGCCCCUCCCCCGGCGCUGCCCGAGGCUCUGCUGGGCUCGGACGAGGGCGAGCAGGAAGACCCCCGCGAUUACUGCAAAGGGGGGUAUUACCCGGUUCGCAUCGGGGACCUUUUCCACGGGCGCUACCACGUGGUUCGCAAGCUGGGCUGGGGACAUUUCUCCACCGUGUGGCUCUGCUGGGACCUGCGGAGGAAACGUUUCGUGGCGUUGAAGGUGGUGAAAAGCGCCCCCCAAUACACCGAGACAGCCCUGGAUGAGAUCAAACUGCUGAAAUGUGUGAGGGAUUCAGACCCCAGCGACCCCAAGAGGGAGAACAUCGUGCAGCUCAUCGACGAUUUCAGGAUUUCGGGGGUCAACGGCGUCCACGUUUGCAUGGUGCUGGAGGUGCUGGGGCACCAACUGCUGCGCUGGAUCAUCAAAUCCAACUACCAGGGGCUGCCCCUGCCCUGCGUCAAGAGCAUCGUCAGGCAGGUGCUGGAGGGCCUGGAUUACCUGCACACCAAGUGCAAGAUCAUCCACACCGACAUCAAGCCCGAGAACGUCCUGCUCUGCGUCCAGGAGCCCUUCCUGAGGCACCUGGCGGCCGAGGCCGCGCGCUGGGCACGGGGGGACGGCCCCCCCCGCAGUGCAGUGAGCUCAGCACCGCAGGAGGAACCUGAGCGCCUCUCCCGGGCCCAGCGGCGCCGGCGCCGGCGGCGGCAGCGGCGACAGCGGCUGCUCCUGAGCCAGAGACUGCGGGACCUGGAGCAGCUCGGGGACAGCGAGGGGACACCGGGGACAGCGAGGGGACAGCGAGGGGACACCCCGGGGACAGCCAGUGACAUCGAAGCCCCCCAGGACCCCCCGGAGGAAUUUGGGGGGAGCCCCCCGAGCGGGGCCUCGUCCUCGGGGGUGCACACGCUGCCGGCGGGGGGCUCCAGCGAUGGAUUCUCGGGGGGCUCCUGCGCCUCCAGGGGGGGCUCGGGACCCCCCCGGCGCCCCCCCAGCCCCAGCUCGGCCUCGGACUCCCUGUUCACCCCCACCUCCAGCUCCCUCAUUUCGGGGGGCUCCGAGGGGCUCCCCAACACCCUCGGGGAGGGGGCGCUCCCGGGGGGGCAGGAGAACCCCCUGGACCCCCGAGCUGCCCCACGGCUGCGGAUCAAGAUCGCUGACCUGGGCAACGGCUGCUGGGUGCACAAACACUUCACCGAGGACAUCCAGACCCGUCAGUACCGAGCCCUGGAGGUGCUGCUGGGGGCGGGGUACGGCCCCCCCGCCGACAUCUGGAGCACGGCCUGCAUGGCGUUCGAGCUGGCCACGGGCGAUUACCUGUUCGAGCCUCACUCGGGGGAGGAGUACAGCCGUGACGAGGACCACAUUGCCCACGUGAUCGAGCUGCUGGGGGAGAUUCCCCGGCACGUGGCGCUGGGCGGCCGCUACUCCCGGGAAUUCUUCAACCGGAGAGGUGAGCUGCGGCACAUCCGGCACCUGCGGCCCUGGGGGCUGCGGGCGGUGCUGCAGGAGAAAUACGAGUGGCCGCGGGGGCCGGCGGCCGCCUUCGCCCGAUUCCUGCGGCCAAUGCUGGCCUUCGAGCCCGGCCGCAGAGCCACGGCCCAGCAGUGCCUGCAGCACCCCUGGCUCCGCCCCUGACACGCCCAGAGCCACGCCCACAGACACGAUAAACCACGGCCAUGAUGUUUGUUGGGGUCCUGGAAGGGUUUUUGGGGUUCUCUGGGGGUUUUUUUGGUGUGAUCCAAAUGGCCACGGCCCAGCAGUGCCUGCAGCACCCCUGGCUCCGCCCCUGACACACCCACGGACACGCCCACUUCCACGAUAAACCACGGCCACGACGUUUGUUGGGGUCCUGGAAGGGUUUUUGGGGUUCUCUGGGGGUUUUUGGGGGUCCUGGAGGGUUUUUUGGGGUGAUCUAAAUGGCCACGGCCCAGCAGUGCCUGCAGCACCCCUGGCUCCACCCCUGACACGCCCAGAGCCACGCCCAGACCCAGGAUAAACCACGGCCACGACGUUUGUUGGGGUCCUGGAAGAGUUUUUGGGGUUCUCUGGGGGUUUUUGGGGUUCUCUGGGGGUUUUUGGGGUGAUCCAAAUGGCCACGGCCCAGCAGUGGCUGCAGCACCCCUGGCUCCGCCCCUGACACGCCCAGAGCCACGCCCAGAGCCAGGAUAAACCACAGGCCUCAGCGUUUGUUGGGGUCCUGGAAGGGUUUUUGAGGUUCUCUGGGGGGUUUUUGGGGUCCUUUGGGGGUUUUUUGGGGUGAUCCAAAUGGCCACGGCCCAGCAGUGCCUGCAGCACCCCUGGCUCCGCCCCUGACACACCCAGAGCCACACCCAGAGCCGCAAUAAACCACGGCCAUGACGCAGCGCUUGGGGGGGGAGGUUUUGGGGUCCUUUGGGGGUUUUUGGGGUCCUUUGUAGGGUUUGGGGUGGUCCAAAUGGCCGUGGACUGCAACACCCCUGGCUCCGCCCCUAGACACGCCCCUAACCCCACCCACCUCCACAAUAAACCACGGCACGGCGCU